AAAAAACAUUGAUAAUAUUUCAUCAUGACACUUCAUAAGUGCACCAUUUUCCUGGAUUUGAUAUGUCUUGUGGUGGUGCUGCGAAUCUGCAUGGUGGCGCUGUUUUAUUCAAGCCCUCGAACACCACGAUAGUUUUAGUCAUUAUAGCCUUUUUCCUGCAAAGACUGGACCGUUCCGUGGUGCUGAAAAGCCAAUUUGAAUAUUAGAGUGCGCUUUUUUUGCACUGAAACAUAAUCAGGAUCCCAAUUUAUUCCACAAUAUUCCACCGAAAAUCCUUAUUUAAUCGAUUGAAGCUCUGCCGUAUUGUAACAAUAAUGGGCCCCAAUGUAACAAAGGCGUCUUGGAAAAGGUACGUGCUGCUCCUUAUUCUUUAUACUUUUGUUCGCAACACAUCGACCUCAGUGACUCAUUAUUCUAUACCCGAAGAAAUGAAAGACGGAUCGGUUGUCGCCAACCUCGCAACAGAUCUGAGUCUGGACGUCACAACACUGACAAAGAGAAAGAUGCGUCUUGAUAUCAUCGCAAACAAGAAAUAUCUAGAUGUGAACAAAGAGACUGGUGAGCUGUAUAUCGUGGAGCGGAUUGAUAGGGAACAGAUUUGCACCACCAAAUGGUCAUCAUCGUGCUAUUUAAAACUUGAAGUAACAUUAGAAAAUCCACUGCGGAUAUUUAACAUAGAAUUAGAAGUAUUAGAUAUGAACGACAACGCCCCGCAAUUUCGAAGAGACGCCAUUCAUUUAGAUAUAUCUGAAGCGACGCCUAAAGGAGAGAGAUUUUCCCUCAGCAAUGCAGUGGAUCCGGAUGUGGGAUCAAAUUCAGUAAAGACCUAUCGUCUUAGUGAAAGUGAUUAUUUUAACAUUGAGGUUCAGACUGGUAGAGAUGGAUCCAAGUUUGCCGAUUUAAUCCUGAAAAAGACAUUAGAUCGAGAGCAGCAGGCGGGGCAUGAUUUAAUACUCACCGCUAUAGAUGGAGGAACACCUGCUCGUUCUGGUACUGUUAGCAUUAUUGUUCAUGUUUCAGAUACAAAUGAUAAUUCACCUACAUUUGACAAAGUAGUUUAUAACGUUAAAGUAAUGGAAAAUUCUCCCAUUGGUAGCACUGUAAUUGAUCUGAAUGCAACAGACUUAGAUGAAGGGUCAAAUUCUGAUAUAACAUAUUCAUAUAGUUUGUAUACAUCAGAAAAAACACAAGAAACAUUUAAUUUGAAUCCAACAACAGGAGAAAUUACUGUUAAGGGAAUGUUAAACUAUGAAGAUUUUAAAAUUUAUGAUAUGGAAGUAAUAGCAACAGACAAAGCAGCAAACAGUUUAUCAGGACAAUGUACCAUAAAGAUUCAAGUUGAGGACAUGAAUGACAACCAUCCAGAAUUAUCUAUUAAAUCAUUUCAGAGCCCAGUCAGUGAAAACAUCGAAUUAAACACAGUGAUAGCUGUAGUAAGUGUUAGUGAUAAAGACUCAGGUGAUAAUGGAGUGGUAGAUCUUCAUAUUCCAGAUAACAUGCCUUUCAAACUGAGGGAGUCCUCUGAUAACUAUUAUGAAUUAGUGGUAUCAGAGCCAUUAGACCGUGAGAAGGUCCCAGAAUAUGACAUCACUUUCACUGUCACAGACAGAGGUUCUCCUCCUUUAUCUGACAAUGAAACUAUGACUUUAGAGCUGCUGGAUGUUAAUGACAAUGUUCCACAGUUCCCUCAGUCAUUUUAUACAAUACGUGUGAUGGAGAACAACGUACCUGGGGCCUUGCUCAGCUCACUGACUGCGUUUGACCCUGACCUCCAUGAAAACCAGUACCUAGUUUACUUCAUCAUAGAGAAGGAGAUCGCCAACACCUCCAUGUCCAUGCUGUUCUCCAUCAAUCCGGAGAACGGUAAUCUUUAUGGACUGAAAACGUUUGACUAUGAGAUCGAAAAGGAGUUUCUUUUCCACAUCGAGGCCAGAGACUCUGGAUCUCCUCCACUCAGCAGUAACGUGACUGUACACAUCAUUAUUGUGGACCAGAACGACAAUGCUCCAGUUAUUGUCUCUCCAUGGCGCGCACACGGCUCGGUGGUGGAGGAAAAGAUCCCAAGAUCCACAGAUAAAGGCUCCCUGGUUUCCAAGGUGAUAGCCUUAGACACAGACUCUGUGCACAACUCUCGGAUCACCUACCAGUUUCUCCAGGUGACUGAUGCUACCUUGUUCAGUCUGGACCAAUAUAACGGAGAGAUCCGGACUAUGAGGAUGUUCAGUUACAAAGAUUCCCGCCAUCACAGACUGGUUGUUGUUGCCAAGGACAACGGAGAACCUGCUCUCUCUGCUACAGUCACCAUCAAACUGUCCACAGUGGAGACCGCCAUGAAGGCCUACUCUGACAUGACUGAGGUGCCUCUGGAAUAUGACAUCUUUUCAGACCUCAACCUGUAUUUGGUCAUCGGUUUGGGCUCUGUGUCAUUUCUCUUAUUGAUCACCAUAUUGGUCACCAUUGUGAUCAAGUGUCAAAAUCCCAAGCCCAGUAAAACGGCUCCACCCUGCAGGAACAGUGUGAUUAGCGAGAGAAACUCCACCAUCGCAGACUCCACUCUGGUCUCCAACGAUGCCUACUGGUACAGUCUGUUCCUAGCAGAGACCAGGAAAGGAAAGUUGGUGGUUAGACAGCCUGUGCCAAAGGGCUCCAGAUACAUCGUGUCCAGUUUACCAAGAGGGACAGGACUGACUGAAACCAGUGACUCAGCAGCUUCUACUCUGCAGGUAGGAUUACAAUUUGGUACAUGGAUGUAUGCCAUAUAACUAAUAUUGAAGCCCUUGUAGUCUCACUAAUGGACAUCAAUUAAUACUCACUUUAGUACAACAGCACACCAUUCAUCAAGCCAUACUUUCGUGAAUCUUGAUCGCAUUUUUAAUUAGUUUAUAAUCCUGUUAAUCGUUCAUACCAAGUCAGUAUGAAAUUAAUCGGAUUAAGAAAAAUAAACUGGUGACCACAGUGAUUGUCAACUUCCAGAAAAUAGAAAGAAUGAAUAAAUAAAUGAAUAAAUAAAUACUUAUUUCAUUCGAAUAAUAAUUUUUGUAAGGUUUUAAUUACAACUGAGCUUUCUUUUGAUUUA
Messenger RNA from Melanotaenia boesemani (Boeseman's rainbowfish), 3076 nucleotides. RefSeq names its product protocadherin alpha-C2-like. The record is from RefSeq and is a predicted model, not a curated record. Gene Ontology annotation, cellular component: plasma membrane. The coding region runs from base 315 to 2762 and encodes 815 amino acids. The transcript has 2 exons. Lineage: Eukaryota; Metazoa; Chordata; Actinopteri; Atheriniformes; Melanotaeniidae. Gene Ontology annotation, molecular function: calcium ion binding. Gene Ontology annotation, biological process: homophilic cell-cell adhesion.